This is a messenger RNA of Durio zibethinus, 1488 nucleotides long. NCBI's taxonomy places the organism in Eukaryota, Viridiplantae, Streptophyta, Magnoliopsida, Malvales, Malvaceae. The record is from RefSeq and is a predicted model, not a curated record.
UCUUUCUCUUUAUUCUCUAUCAAAAUCCCAACAAUCCAAAACACCAAAAGUCAAAGAAAUACGCCAGGAAACACAUGGCAAGCAAAGGUUGGAUUUGAGGCAAAAGAAAUAUCCACUUGGGUGUUGACUGGUGCAUCCUUGUGCCAAAAAACAGACACAAAAGGAAUAGCUUCACAUGGGUUUUUAGCCUUGGUUUUUCCUUGACUCCUGAAGACUUUCAACUCUUUCUUGGGCCUAUAAAUAGCUUAGACAGAUUGCCAACAAACGAUAUCUCCUCAAAUCAACAUUCUUCACGUGCUCUCUCUUUCUGUAGCUUUCUCGUUCUGUUUUGCUUUGCUAUCCAUUGCUGCUCUAUCUGCCUUCUUUAGUCUAUCUGUUUGUUUUUUUAUCCACUGCAAGCAUCCUUUUUGUUUGGUUUUUUUUAGGGUCGUUUCUGUUAAGAUCUAUCAAAGUAGUUUUGUUCGUUGGUUGACAAAGAAAGCUUUUAAGAAAAACAAAACAAAAAAAAAAGUUUUACUUUUUCUGGUAUGGAAAACAAAAGGCAAGUGAGUGGUUCUUCUUCUUCUUCUUCUUCAUCAUCAUCAUCAUCUGUUUCUUUGGAUCAUCUCUUUGGUCCCAAGGACUCUUCUUCUUCUUCUUCAUCCACAAGUGGGAUUUUUGACACCAUUUUCCCUCCUCCAUCAACGGUGCUAGGGAGGGACUCCAGUCACUCUGGAAUGAUGGGGUCAUGGAAUAAUCAGGGUUUGCCCCAUCAUGGCAAAUAUGGAAAUCCAGAUCACACCACUGAUAGCAAGGGACAAAGCAGUGGCACAACUAACAAAGACACGAGUUCGUCCGUUUAUCAUAGUGAAACAGUGGAACCUUGCAAUCUCAGCUCAUCUAUCUACUAUGGAGGCCAAGAAAAUUAUUCUCCAAGGAAGAAGACCACUGAGUCUCCCCAUUAUUUCAAGAAGGAUGGGGGAGAUGAUGAUCCCAACGGAAACAAUUCUGGUGGUGCUUCAAGAGGGAAUUGGUGGCAAGGCUCACUUUAUUACUAACAUCUUAAUCCAAAAUAAUGCAAACUUUCCAUCCCAAUACUGUAAGGAACACUAGCAGCAUAAUUAAUCGUAGUAUUACUAUGGAAAUAAGCUGGUAGAUAGCUAGCAAUACAGUAGAAGCAUAUAGAGCAUAACACAGCUUAGGACUUUGAGGAAGAAUGUUGACCCUGUAAGCUGUUAUAUUUAGGGCAGACAGCUCGGAGCACGCUGGAAUCAUGUAUUAUACGUUUAUCUACUUUUCUUUUGCCUGACUAAUCUAAUCUUCUUGUUCUGAACUAUGCUCUGUGGGAUUUUUCCCACAAGAAAAUGGAUUACUAUAACUAUAUAUUGACAUAUAUAGUAUACCCUUCUCUCAUCUUGAUUUCACUUUCAAGAUUGGAUGCAUUUUAGCAUCUUAUAUACAAUGAAUGAUCACAAAGAGAAGUUAUAUGUUGCCAACAGUCAUGUGAUC